CGUGUCCCUCUUCAUCUACCGUCCGUGGAUUAAAGUGUCACAGCGACAAAAACAUCAAGCGCAACACAGCAAGCAUGCCGCAUAAUUCCAGCCACAGACUACAGUCAACAGUGCGUAUUCUCUGAAAACACCAAGGAGCUUCGCGGUGAGCUGUUUGAGGUGUAUAGGCGCGUGAAUCUGCGUGAAGCGGCGCGUGAAGGACGCUAGGCCCAGCGCGCGGGUGUUUAUGAUGGAGUCGUGGGUGAGAUUCAGCGCGCAGAGUCAAGCCAAGGAGCGCGUCUUCAGGGCUGCCCAGUACGCCUGCACACUGCUGGGGUACACGCUGCAGAAAGGAGGAGCGAGAGUCGAGCUGCUGAACACCAUCAAACAGCUGGAAGCUCACAUGAGCCUGACCAGAAAAUUGAUGCGGCUGGGGAACUCGGCUGAAGCUCUGCAAGCAGCCAAACGCACCGUGCAUCUGUCAGACUGUGUGCUGCGGCUCUGCAUCACAGUGGCCCAUUUGAACAGAGCCAUGUAUUUUGCCUGUGAUAACGUACUGUGGGCCGGCAAAACAGGACUGCUGCCUGAACUGGACCAAAACAAAUGGAGCCAGAGGUCCUUUAGAUACUACUUGUUCGCUCUCAUCCUCAAUCUAGCGCGAGACGUGUAUGAUAUCCGUCUGCUGAUGGACAGAGAGUCCCGCAGCAGUGCAGCUAAAAGCUUUAACUCCAGUCCGUCUCCCCUCACGCCGAGCCCAGAGAACGGAGGAGAGUUCCCUCUGACCCCGUGUCCUCUCCCAGCCCUCCCCGUGAUCUCAGCCAGACUCAACCAGCAGAUCCAGCUGCUGAUCACGGUGCUGCGCAGCAACCCUCCGCUGCUCCUGGACCUGCUGAAGAACCUUUGUGACGUCUUCAUCCCGCUGGACCGGCUGGGCCUGUACCCCACGGGCUCGGGCUUUGUGGGGGCCUGCGGCCUCACGUCCUCCGUCCUGUCCAUCCUCACUAUAGUUCACCCCUGGCUCAAACUCAAGCCCUGAGUCCCAGCAUGAGAACUACCUGUGCUGAGGCUUUAUUUCUGGAGAGAACCUCUCUUGAGCUUGCGUAGAUAGCGGGAAGGAGAAUGUCUGUCCUUCAUUCCAGUUUAACUGCACAUUCAAAACCGCUUCUCCUACGUGUGGAAAAACUAAAAGCAAGAUCUGACCUAUUCUAAUUAAACCCAGUAAUUUAUGUCUGAAAAUGUCCCAGUCUUGCUAUGCAGCUAUAAUGCUGUAGUUUUCAGUGUGGGGUGUUCAGGUGUGCUUGUGAUUCAGCACAGAACAACUUUCAUGAAGAAAUGUCAGGGUCAGAUUUCACCCCAAAAUCUGCAUAAAUGAAAUGUAAUGCAACAAAUAUGUGACCUUUACAAAUGUACAUUACAAUUGAAAUAAUUGCAUUUUAGAAAUAAUAGUAUAGCUUUGCUAGAUUCAAAAUGUCACAGGAAAAGAGUAUACAGUAUAUAUCUUAAACUGCAGCAUUUUAUUGAACAUUAAGCAUUUUUUUUUGGUCAAACUUGCUAAUCAAACGUUGCACAAGGAUACUGCUUAGAAAUGUAAUACUUUAUCCAAUAGAUCCUUUUAAAGCCUAUGUCUGUGUUUGAGGCUGUUUCUUGUUUUUCAAUUACUGGAGUUGUGAACCUUUGCAAUUUGUUACCAAACACAUUUCAAAUCUAGUAGUUUACAUUUUUUGCAGUGAUUAAUAAAUUAACAACUAAAAGGGAUUUGGGGAAUGGUUAAGAAGUACUAUGUAAUGAACUUAAUUUAAUUAAACUACAUCACUGACACAGAGCUAUAAUGCAGAUUGUUUUUUUUUUUUUUUUUUUUGUAUGUGUGUAUACGUGACCUAUCGAGUUUUACGUAACAACCAUAUUUUUGAAACUUCUUGAAUGUUAAUGCUAUGCAUCACUGGGGUUGCUGAUGGUGACAUGAUGGAGCUGUGAAUCUAAUUUUGAAAUAAAUAAUGCCUUGAAUUUUA
Molecule: messenger RNA, 1988 nt
Organism: Cyprinus carpio (common carp)
Lineage: Eukaryota; Metazoa; Chordata; Actinopteri; Cypriniformes; Cyprinidae
Product: peroxisomal membrane protein 11B-like
Exons: 4
Coding region: 227-1015 (262 amino acids)
Biological process (GO): regulation of peroxisome size; peroxisome fission
Cellular component (GO): peroxisomal membrane
Source: RefSeq, a predicted model, not a curated record